This is a messenger RNA of Phoenix dactylifera (date palm), 2844 nucleotides long. RefSeq names its product Protein kinase superfamily protein. The record is from RefSeq and is a predicted model, not a curated record. Gene Ontology annotation, biological process: protein phosphorylation. Gene Ontology annotation, molecular function: protein kinase activity; ATP binding. NCBI's taxonomy places the organism in Eukaryota, Viridiplantae, Streptophyta, Magnoliopsida, Arecales, Arecaceae.
AAAAAAAAGAUAAAAAACAGAGAGAGCUAAAAGAAAAGCGCAGGCGCAAAAAGCGACGGAGCUCGAGGCCAAAGGCUCCAAAACGCUCACCAUUUCCGCUUCAAAAUUCGCUCCCAUGGACUGGAGAUCUCUGUUUCCUCUCGGAUCAUCGCGUUCCGCAUCGCCGAAUCCACUGUUUCGAGCUCUGCUUCGCGUGAUCUCGCCUCCUCUCGACCCCUCCCCGCUCGCCGACAUCGCUCGCCCCCGCUCCUAGCCUCCUUAGGAGCUGCACCGCACCCCAUGCCCUCUCCCGCCCUUCGCCAAAUCGAUCUCUCCAGGCUCGGUGGAUCCGUGUCGUUCGUCCUCGGACGGGAUCGGGAAUGAGGAGUUUCGGGGGUGUGUUCCGGAUUUAUCGGUGUAGAGGGUUGCUGAAAAGCCUCUCAAGAAUUUCAGUGCUGAAUUACUUGUUGAUUGUAUUGUAUUUGGAACUCAUUGCUGAGGCAAAACUGAGCAGCCAUAAAAAAGAAGUAACAGUGGUAGCUCCAGCUGCUUCUCCGUUAGGUGGAUGGAAUCCAGUUCAUUCCAGGAUUGCACCCGCCAAGCUCGAAAUCUCUUUGCCAGCAAGUCUUCCUAUGGUUGAUAAAAGACACAGGAAGCAUUCUUCAUCACAAUUUUUUCCCUCACCAGUGCUGGCCUCGGCUCCUCCUCCAGAUCAUGGCUCACUAACAACUAAGGAUCACCCCUUAUUGAAUUCAUCAUGCCUAUCAGAUCCUUCAGUGCAACACAACGAGCAUCCUGCACUGGGAUUGGCCCUUGUACCUUCACCUGUUGGGGAUUCUGCUCCUGGACAUUCCAGUUCUAGCUCAGUUCCUUCUGGUCCGGCAGAACCUCCAUCUUCUCACUCUGGAUGUUGUGGACCGAACAGGGUGCAAAGACGAGGUACCCGAGAUUGUCAUUGUGUGUACCCAGUAAAAGUUGAGUUGUUUCUCCUGAAUGUUUCUCUGAGUUCAAAUUGGAGUAAUGAAUUUCUUGAAGAACUGGCGUUGCAGCUCAAUUUGCAAGCUACUCAAUUUGAGACUGAUAACUUCUAUGUUGUUGGUGCAUCGGGGCUAAAUAUCACAAUGAAUAUAGCCCCACUUACUGGGAUAAGUUUCUCCAAGGAUGAAGUUGAUGCAAUGAAUUCUUCGCUUGCCUUGCAUAGGGUUCGUAUUAGCCCUGCACUGGUUGGAAACUACAAGCUUCUUAAUUUAACUUGGUUCAGGCCACUUGCUCCUUCUCCUGCUCCAGCACUGACUGUGUCACCUGGUGCUUCACCACCUGCAAGGUCCUAUUGGCCUAGGCCAAAUAGUGAUACUGGAGAUGAGAAACAUUCAAGUCUAAUUAUAGUGAUUGGAAUAUGUGUUGGUGUUGUGAUCAUUGUUUUCAUAAGUGUGCUUAUAAUCUGUUCAUGCAUGUCUGGCAAAGGGAGGAAAAGGAUACCAGUCAAAGAAACAGCGAGGCCAAGAACUGCAGACGCUGUUUCUUUAGAAGGGUCUCUUCCACAUCCCACCAGCACACGAUUCCUCACAUAUGAAGAGCUCAAAGAAGCAACGAAUAACUUUGAGCCUGCAAGUGUGCUUGGAGAGGGUGGAUUCGGCCGUGUCUUCAAGGGUGCUUUAAGUGAUGGCACUGCUGUUGCCAUCAAAAAGCUUAGCACUGGAGGACACCAGGGAGAUAAAGAAUUCUUGGUUGAGGUGGAGAUGCUGAGCAGGCUGCAUCACCGAAAUCUUGUGAAACUAGUUGGUUACUACAGCAGCCGGGACUCGUCGCAGAAUCUUCUCUGUUAUGAACUUGUUCCAAAUGGAAGCUUGGAGUCCUGGCUUCAUGGUCCCUUGGGAGCUAGCUGCCCUUUGGAUUGGGACACUAGAAUGAAAAUUGCUCUUGAUGCUGCUAGAGGGUUAGCCUACCUUCAUGAGGACUCCCAACCCUGUGUGAUCCACAGAGAUUUCAAAGCAUCGAAUAUAUUGCUUGAGAACAAUUUUCAUGCCAAGGUCUCUGAUUUUGGUCUUGCCAAACAGGCACCUGAAGGUCGGACAAAUUAUCUUUCAACUCGUGUGAUGGGAACAUUUGGGUAUGUAGCACCAGAAUAUGCCAUGACAGGACAUCUUUUGGUAAAGAGCGAUGUAUACAGUUAUGGAGUAGUUCUACUUGAACUGCUGACAGGGAGGAAGCCUGUAGAUAUGUCGCAACCAUCUGGCCAGGAAAACCUCGUAACUUGGGCUCGGCCAAUUCUUCGAGACAAGGAUAGGUUAGAAGAGCUUGCGGAUCCAAGGCUUGCAGGUAAGUAUCCAAAGGAUGACUUCGUGCGAGUGUGCACAAUUGCAGCAGCCUGUGUUGCACCUGAGGCGGACCAGAGGCCUACAAUGGGUGAAGUGGUUCAGUCCCUUAAAAUGGUGCAGCGUGUCACAGAGUAUCAGGAUACCAUGCCAACUCCAUCUGCCCGCCCCAAUAUCAGGCAGUCUUCGACGACCUACGAGUCCGAUGGCACUUCCUCCAUGUUCUCUUCUGGACCUUUCUCAGGUCUAAGCCUUUUUGACAAUGACAACAUCUCCAGAACAGCAGUGUUCUCGGAAGAUCUUCAUGAAGGCCGCUGAGGCUCGAGAGUCAGAGAACAAUAUUUCUGGCCGUUAAAAACUCGAGAGCCAAUAUGGCGAUAUAAGAAUCAGGUGCUGCUAUGGGAAGAAGGCAAGGUCUUGGAUUGAUGGCUUGAGAUUGACAGAGGUUGUUUGGUAGAUUGUCGGUUGUAUAUUUCAAUUUUUCAUACACCCAGGUAGCUGUGGAGUUUAUCCCUAUAAAAAUUAAAAAUAUUGUUUUUUCCCCUUUUUC